Molecule: messenger RNA, 1705 nt
Organism: Pelodiscus sinensis (Chinese soft-shelled turtle)
Lineage: Eukaryota; Metazoa; Chordata; Testudines; Trionychidae
Source: RefSeq, a predicted model, not a curated record
CUCUCCCCCGGCGGCACCAGCUGCAGCUACCCCAGCGGGGGCAGCAGCGAGGAAGAGGAGGAGGAGGAGGACGAGGAGGAAGAGCAGGAGGUGGACGUGGAGGGGCACAAGCCGCCGGAGGAGGAGGAGGAGGAGCAAGAAGGGGACCAAGGGGUGGAGGCCCUAGGGUGGAGCAGCCGGUACCUCCAGAGCCGGGGGCUGACGGAGAAAGGAGGAGGCAGCCGGGACCGGGCUGCUGCUACCUGCCUCUUCCCCAACAGCUCCUCCAAGCAGCAGCAAGAAGAGAAACUCGGGGACACCAAUGCAGAGCUGCAUCCUCCUCCUCCUGGCCCCCCGAAAGGGGGGAGAAGCAGCAGCGGCAGCAGCCCAGUGCACCAUCCAUCACUGGAGGAGCAGCCCUCCUACAAAGAUACUCAGAAAAGCAAGGAAGGUAACCAAGUAAUUUUGGCUACAGAAGAAGACAGCAACUUUUCAGAUAAGAACAAAGAGCAUAAUUUUUUCAUCACAGACUCAGAACCAUCAGGAGGAGAUUUCUGGCGAGAUAUAGCAGGUGAACACACGCAAGAAACCAAUUCACCUCAUUCACUAAAGAAGGAUGUAGAAAACAUGGGGAAAGAAGAACUUCAGAAGGUUUUGUUUGAGCAAAUAGAUUUACGGAGGAGAUUAGAACAGGAAUUCCAAGUGUUGAAAGGAAACGCUUCUUUCCCAGUAUUCAAUAAUUUUCAAGAUCAAAUGAAACGGGAGCUGGCCUACAGAGAAGAAAUGGUGCAGCAGUUACAAAUUAUCUGCAGUAUAAGUAUUCCUAAAACAAACGUGUACCGGGUCAUCAUCCAAGAUUGCUCUAACAUGAAAUGUAUGGCAGAAUUCAGGUAAAAUGCGAAACAGAAGACAUGUAGUUCUCCCCCGAGGCAUUUAGUCAAAAAUUUAGUUAACACAUUAUUUUUUUAAGGAGUAUCAUUAGCAUUGAAGCAUGUCUUCUGGAAUGGUGAACAAAGCAUGAAAGGGAAUACAAAUGUUUAACCUAUCUGGCACAUAAAUUCCUGACAACAUCAGCUACAAAAGAGCCAUGUGAAUGCCUGUUCUCACUUUCUGGCCUCGGGAGGCAGGCCAAUCCUUGCCUACAGACAAAACCCUAACCCAAAACCAUUUUUUCCAGCAACCACACAUCAGACCUCAAACAUACUUGCCCAGGAAAACUACCCCUGCAAUAAACUCCAUUGCCAACUCUGUCCACACAUCUAUACAAGCAACAGGACCUAAUCACAUAAGCCACCACAUCAGAGGCUCAUACAACUGCUCAUCCUCUAAUGUGAUAUGUCAUCAAGCACCAGCAGUUCCCCUAUGCCAUGUAUAUUGUCCAGACUGGACAGUCUCUACAACAAAGGAUUAAUGGACACAAGUCAGAUAUUUGCAGUGGUAACAUGCACAGAUCUGUUGGGCAGCAUUUUCACCUGCCUGGGCACUCAUUAAUGGAUUUAAAAGUAGCCACUCUAUUGCAAAGUAAUUUCAGGAACCAACUAGAGAGAGACUGCGGAACUGGCCUUCAUAAAUUCAACAUGUUUACCCAGGGAUUGAACAAAGGCAUGAACUGGAUGGGCCGUUAUAUUCAACACCCAAAUGGCAUCUAAAGCUAAGUAUCUGACAUGUACAACCCACUCUAUUAGCCUCAUUUAGCACAGACCCUAUCAUUGACAGGUUUUUUUCC